Molecule: messenger RNA, 1761 nt
Organism: Aplosporella prunicola CBS 121167
Lineage: Eukaryota; Fungi; Ascomycota; Dothideomycetes; Botryosphaeriales; Aplosporellaceae
Exons: 4
Coding region: 1-1761 (586 amino acids)
Molecular function (GO): protein binding
Source: RefSeq, a predicted model, not a curated record
AUGGAUUGUCUUCCUGCUUUCUUUCGCUUCGUGGUCUUGCUGUUGAUCAGCGGUCUCUGUUGUGCUAAUGGGCCGUUGGAUGGUGCUACUUCUGCAACGUCAUUUGGGCGACGAGCUGGUCAUGCCGCUGCUGUACUCGGAAAAUACUUUUAUGUCGAUGGAGGCGAUUUCUCCACAAGACAAAAUGGCAAUGUCACUUACCAUUAUUGUGGGUUGAGCCAACUUGAAGCACUCUUUGUACUGACAUUUAAAGCUUCAACGCUCUUGUCCAUAGACCUUUCGCAGGAUUGGACAAACGACUCUGUCGUACUUCAUUCGACAUCUAAGCCCGACGGAGUACCUAACCUCAUUGAUGCGGGACUUUGGUCCGAUGAAGACGAAGGAGUCCUUUACACAGGAUUCGCAGGAGGAUUGCCUCAUUUCGGUAAUGACAUGGAUCCUUACCCGGUGGGCAUUUGGUCCUUUACUCCCGAUGGCCAAGGAAACGGAGACUGGAAAACCGUAAUAGGCUCGGAUGAUGACGCUCUGAACGGCAUCUCUAGAGUCUACGUUGCUCAGAUGACUUACGGAAAUGGCAUGGGCUAUAUGUUAGGCGGAGCUCUCACAAGUUCCACGAGUCCUGCGACGGUGGGCUUUGGCGACUCCAUCAUCUCGAUUCGUAGUCUGGCCAAAUUCGACAUGUCCACUAAGAAGUUCUCCAACAUUAUGUUUUUGGACCGGAGGGAGUGUCUUUCGUCAUGGGAGGAGGAAAAUCAGUUUGAGGACUAUGAUGAUUUCUGGGAUUUUAGGACCGUCUCAGUCUACGAUCCGGCAAAAAACAACUGGUACGAUCAGCACACGACGGGAAACGUACCCCGGGCUCGAAAGGGCUUUUGCGUCGCCGGUGUCGCCUCGGAUAGGGAGACAUACGAAAUCUUCGUGUAUGGCGGCUAUCCUGGUGAGACAGGCUAUGCUGCUGUACCAUACGACCAAAUAUACAUCCUAACCUUACCCGCUUUCCACUGGAUCCAGGUAAACUACACAGCAGAAAAUCCGCGGCAUAGCCAUACUUGUACGGCAGUUGGAGGUAGUCAAAUCCUUUCAUUCGGAGGUUUUGACUCGUCAACGACCAUUAGUGACGCUAGAAAUUACGAGAGCAUGUUCGAGGGGAAAGACCCAUUUACGCAAGGCCUUGCCAUAUUCAACAUGACAAGCCUGUGGUGGGCGGACAAGUACGAGGCGAACCAGAGUGUUUACAGGCAGCCAGACCUCAUUCGGGAGUACUACGAGCAGAACCCAGGGAAUGCGACGUUCAACUCGACCAAGUUGAAAGCCGUGUUCGACGAAACCUACUUUGGAGCGAAUGCGACGGGCUCGUCCCGGCCGCCCCGCUCGUCCAGCACGUCCAGCUCAUCAGCGUCGAGUUCUCCAAGCUCCAAAUCGGGCACGAGCCACGCAUCGACAGGCCUCAGCACAGGCGCAGUGGCCGGGAUAGUCGUAGGCAGCAUCGUGGGGGCACUGGGAGCCGCGGGAGUGCUAUUCCUCUAUCUUCGCAGCAGAAGGAUCAAGAGGCGCGCGGAUGAGGCGCGAGUGGGGGGUCAGCAGCAACACGAGCAGCUGUUCGAAGCCGACGCCGCGACGAUGUGGGCGGAGGUGCACGGGCAGCAUCGGCCGCAUGAAUUGGCUGGUGGGCACAUGGCGCAUGAGAAGGAUGGCACGCACAUCGUGGCCGAGCUGGAGGCCGCGGCGGGGUCGGGGUCGAGCGAGAGUAGCCGUAGGUAG